CCUGUUUUCUUUUUUCGCGGGCAAAAAUAAUAAUUCCGGAGAAGAAGCUGCCGUUUGUCCUCCAGGCCAGCAGGAGGCGGGAAAGCAGCUAUGAGCCGCUUCGCCAGCCGCCAUUAAAACUCCUGGAAGAGGAAGAACACAUCAACACGUCGGUGGUGUUUGUUCAGAGUUUAGCUUCAAACUGUUGACUUUACACUAAAAAUAUAAGUUUAUAUCAGCUAACCGACUGUCUCUGAAGUUAUGAUACUAACGGAAAUGUAACUGUCGAUGACUUUCACUCUUAAACUCGUCGAUAAGACCGUUACCUCGACAGCUAACGUCCUGCGUUAGCGUUAGCUUAGCUUAGCUUCGGUUGGGAAAUGGUACCGACAAGGAUGCGACCCCCCAUGGGUCCCCCGGGCGAUGACGGUCCUCCGUUCGACAUGGGCCCCCCGGGCUGGGGUCCUCCUCCGCCGGGAGGUUGGGGCCCUCCUCCACCGGGGGGCUGGGGCCCUCCGCCGCCCGGUGGAUGGCCUCCGCCGCCGGAGGAAUGGGGGCCACCUCCGCCCGGAGGUUGGGGCCCUCCUCCCCCGGGAGGAUGGGACCCGAGAGAUAUGCCGCCGGGCUGGGGACCUAGAGGACCGUCGCCUCCGCAUGGCUGGGGCCCUCACCCGGACGACUGGAGACCUCCUCACCCGGAGGACUGGAGACCCCCUCACCCGGACGACUGGGGACCCCCACACCCCGAUGAAUGGAGACCCCCUCACCCGGACUGGAGACCUCCUCACCCGGACUGGAGACCCCCACACCCAGAUUGGAGACCUCCACACCCGGACUGGAAACCUCCACACCCAGACUGGAGACCUCCACACCCAGACUGGAGACCUCCGGGCUGGGGACCCCCUGGUUGGGAUGCUGAAGGCCCCCCUGAGCCUUGGGGACCUGAGACUGGCCCCCCCGGACCUGUACCACCGAUCCCCCCUCCGGGCCUGCCUCCACCUGUCGGGAUUCCUCCACCUGUUGGGCUUCCUCCUCCAGUCGGGAUCCCCCCUCCGGACCCCCUAGCCUUCGGCCCGGUGCCCAUACCCCCACCUUGCGGCCCUCCGAUGCCGUACCAGGCCUACCCUCCGCCGGGCUGGACAGGAGAGCCCAUCGUGGAGGAGCCGAUGCCCAACCCGCCCCCCGAUCAGCCUGAGUGGAUCAAAGCGUUGAUCUCCGCUCCGCCCAACGAGGCGACUGCGGGGGAAACUAAGUCCUCGUCAGAGGAGCCGGCCGCCGCUAAACCACCUGCUGCUGAACCACCGGCCGCCCCCAAACCUAAACCUAAACCGGACACGGCCAGAGCACUCGGCCUGCUGGGAAAACGCACCUUUGAUAAGCCUCCUCCAGGCAGAUCGACGGGGAUCAUCUCUUUCAUCGGGCCGACGUUCGGCUACAUCGAGAGAGAAGAUCUGGAGAAGUUCACCUUCAGUUUCUCCGUCUUCUUUGGAAACCCCAAAGCCAUGAAGCCCGGGGUCCGAGUUCACUUCACCGCCUGCAAGGAGAAGAAAGCGCUGAUAGCCACGGACGUGAAAGUGGCUCCGGGUGGAACGGAGAACGUGGACACGGAGAUCUACGAGGCGGUGGUCAGCCAGCCAAUCACAGAGCCUCAGCCCGGCGAGCGGCAGUACCCGGGGCAGGUGCACGUGGACAUCGGGCCGCUCCGGACCAACCUGACGUUCGACAGGAAGGACAGCACGGUGACGCUGCUGCAGAACGACCAGGUGCUCAUCAACCUGCUGACGGACAUCGUCACAGAGAAGAGGAAACUAGGACAUUUACUCAUUGGUAGACGAGGACUGUGA
Sander lucioperca (pikeperch) is the source of this 1823-nucleotide messenger RNA. RefSeq names its product basic proline-rich protein-like. NCBI's taxonomy places the organism in Eukaryota, Metazoa, Chordata, Actinopteri, Perciformes, Percidae. Bases 360 to 1823 code for a protein of 487 amino acids. The transcript is spliced from 8 exons. The record is from RefSeq and is a predicted model, not a curated record.